Messenger RNA from Sphenostylis stenocarpa, 1200 nucleotides. The record is from the annotation of a GenBank genome assembly. NCBI's taxonomy places the organism in Eukaryota, Viridiplantae, Streptophyta, Magnoliopsida, Fabales, Fabaceae.
AUGAACUUUUCAACUCGCAUGGACCUCAAGGUGGAAGCAAACAUGGUCCAUGUCGAGGGUUGGCACACCCAAGCACUUAAUUCUCACAGCUUCAACCUUCUUCCAAGUGGUUAUGGAUGUCAUCCAACAUGUUUAUGGACCUCAAGGUGGAAGCAAACAUGGUCCAUGUCGAGGGUUGGCACACCCAAGCACUUAAUUCUCACAAGCUUUCAGCCUUCUUCCAAGUGGUUAUGGAUGUCAUCCAACAUGUUUAUGGACCUCAAGGUGGAAGCAAACAUGGUCCAUGUCGAGGGUUGGCACACCCAAGCACUUAAUUCUCACAGCUUCAGCCUUCUUCCAGUGGUUAUGGAUGUCAUCCAACAUAUGGACCUCAAGGUGGAAGCAAACAUGGUCCAUGUCGAGGGUUGGCACACCCAAGCACUUAAUUCUCACAAGCUUCAAACCUUCUUCCAAGUGGUUAUGGAUGUCAUCCAACAUGUCGUGAGAAAGGGUGGAGUCACUCACAACAUGGAUGACAUCCAUAACCAUUGGAAAAAGGCUGAAGCUGUGAGAACUAAGUGCUUGGGUGUGCCAACCUUCGACAUGGACAAUGUGUGCUUCCACCUUGAGGACAAGUCAUAUGGGAAAGUUAUCUACUGCAACAUUAAUAUACUGCUUCUGUACAGAGGACAAAAUUAUGAUCCCAAGAACCGUCCAGUUAUUCCUCUCUUGCUGUGGAAGCCUUAUGCACCAAUAUAUUCUAAGCUUGUGAAGAAUGUAAACGAGGGUUUGACAUAUGAGGAAACAAAAGAAAUGAGAAACAUCGGAUUGAACUCAGAUCCUCUCAUGAAACUCACUAGAAAUGGUGUGUAUGUGAAUGUGGUGGAGAGGUUGAGGGAGGCUUUUAAGACUCAGGAGGUUGUUAGACUGGACUGCACCCAUGUGGGAACCAGUGACUGCAAAAAGAUUGGAGUGAAGCUAAGGGAUUUAGUGCCAUGUGUUCCUAUCUUGUUUAAGGAUGAGCAUAUAAUCCUCUGGAGAGGAAAGCUGAAUGAAGAGCACCCUUCAGAUUCACAUGUCAGCAACUCUAGUACCGUUUUCCCAUUGCUUGUUGUAUUCACUUUUGUCCCACUGCUAAAUGUGGAGGCUCUAUUGCUUCCCCAAGACUCUACUCUUUCCUGCGUCAUUCUUCCUUUCCUCCUCUUCCAGUACUCCCUCUAA